AUGUUUCGGGGAAACAGGAUUCAAAUGAACAAGAUACUACAGGCUGGGGAGAUGAUAAUGUGGUGGUGCCGGUUCAAUCAUGGGCUAUCGUACAUGAUUCGCCGCCGUGAGUUAAUCACUCCAUGGGCCGAAACAGUGGGCUAUAAACACUUGGCCCAUAUACAAGUAUUAAGCCCGGCCUGUUCUUUGAUAAGGGCCCGCCAAACAAAUACGCCAUCCAUCCUUCUUCGCUCAAAAGCGAAAAGCCCCUUUCGUUCAUCUACGCGAGUCGUGGCUACGUCUAUUCUCGUUCAAAAAUUUGAAAGAUUAGUUGAAAAUCGGAAUCCGUCGUUUUUCAUUAAGAACUCAGUAUCACUGACACUCCAUCGUCUUCAGUUUUAG
Messenger RNA from Lactuca virosa, 381 nucleotides. The record is from the annotation of a GenBank genome assembly. NCBI's taxonomy places the organism in Eukaryota, Viridiplantae, Streptophyta, Magnoliopsida, Asterales, Asteraceae.